Molecule: messenger RNA, 478 nt
Organism: Gamsiella multidivaricata
Lineage: Eukaryota; Fungi; Mortierellomycota; Mortierellomycetes; Mortierellales; Mortierellaceae
Exons: 1
Coding region: 175-438 (87 amino acids)
Source: RefSeq, a predicted model, not a curated record
GCCAAGAGUCGCCCAUCCCUAAAAACCUUAUUUUCCUAGAAGCACACAGCACACCGCACACAGCCCACUCCCCAACAUCACUCUACCUCAACCGCCAAUAGUCCAUACAGCUGCCGUGCAUGAACAUGUCACUGCCACAGCCAAACUGGUACCAUCCCCGGGUGCCCUACCCUAAUGGGCCACAUCUCUGCCCCCCUCGUCUUCUGCUUAAUCUGCUUCGCCUGCAAUCAAAUAACCUACAUACAUAUUGUGCUGACAUCAUUUGCCCACAGCCGCCGCUGCUCCCCCCCCUCCCUCGCUCUCGCCCCCUGUACCACCCAACUACGUGGUCGAGUGCGGACCAUCCCCUUCAAGAAAACCCCUAAUAAACAGGCUCUGUAUUUUGGGAACAUUCCAUGCUAUCCUUGGGAUUCGUUACACUACAUAGUCUACAUUUAGUAUGAAAAAGAGCGAUCAUUCUGGGCUGAAGCAUUUCAUA